Komagataella phaffii GS115 is the source of this 1173-nucleotide messenger RNA. RefSeq lists its product as uncharacterized. NCBI's taxonomy places the organism in Eukaryota, Fungi, Ascomycota, Pichiomycetes, Pichiales, Pichiaceae. Gene Ontology annotation, biological process: phospholipid biosynthetic process. Gene Ontology annotation, molecular function: phosphotransferase activity, for other substituted phosphate groups. Bases 1 to 1173 code for a protein of 390 amino acids. The transcript has a single exon. Gene Ontology annotation, cellular component: membrane. The record is from RefSeq and is a predicted model, not a curated record.
AUGGGUGUUUUCAUCCCCCACUCAAAGUUGCACACACUCAAAGAGUAUAAGUAUCAGAGCGAUGACCGAUCUAUCACAACGAAGUACUUUUUGAAGCCUUUUUGGACCCAAUUUGUCAAGAUUUUUCCAUUAUGGAUGGCUCCCAACAUGGUCACCUUGUCUGGGCUUUUUUUCAUCCUUUUGAACCUGGUCACCGUGUUGAUCUAUGAUCCAUAUCUAGAUAAUGCCGAAAAGCCAAGUUGGAUCUAUUUCUCAUAUGCUCUAGGUUUAUUUUUGUACCAGACUUUUGACGCAUGUGAUGGGAUGCAGGCCCGCAGAACUGGGCAGAGCGGGCCCCUGGGGGAGCUUUUUGACCAUUGUAUCGAUGCUCUCAACACUUCUCUGUCAUGUAUUGUAUUUGGUUCGACGAUUACCUGCGGCUGGGGUUGGCUGCUGGUGGUCAGUCAGUUUGCGACUUUGAUGAAUUUCUAUAUGAGUACCUGGGAAGAAUACCACACUCACGUUCUGUUUUUGAGUGAAUUUUCGGGUCCUGUUGAAGGAAUAUUGAUUUUGAUCGGUGUUUAUAUAUUCACUGGAUUCAAAGGCGCUCACGUAUGGAAAGAUCCUGUGAUUUAUUUGAACCUUGAAAAGUUGAACAUGGGAAGCGAGUUUCCACUGACGGUUACUAAAUUGUUCUCAUUUAUUGGUGCUAUUGGAUUACUAUUCAACAUUUACUCAGCAAGAAGAAAUGCAUUGGCUAAAUUGAGUGAACCAUCUCACCAGAAGGAAGCAAGCAAAGGAUUGAUACCAUUUUUCUUUUUUUAUACGUCAGUGUUCGUCCAAGUUUUCCUUUACAAGGAUGUGAUUCUACCUGGCGCAGGGCUGCCACUGGUGUUGUCCAUCGGUUUGACUAUGGCAUUUUCCGUAGGAAGAAUUAUUGUUGCCCAUCUAACGAAGCAAGAUUUCCCAAUGUGUCAACCUCCAAUGUUCAUUCCCAUUGGUGAGAUUAUUCUAACUGAGCUUCUGACAAGGGUAUUUGAUUUUGAUCGAUUUUCUGUAGCAAACAACCUACAAUGGACCGGAUUCGGAUUAUCCCUAGGAAUUCACGCUCUGUUUGUUACAGAGAUUAUUUACGAGAUCACCGGCUACCUUGAUAUCUGGGCUUUGACCAUCAAGCAUAAAAAAGUUGAUUAA